Messenger RNA from Synchytrium microbalum, 2523 nucleotides. RefSeq lists its product as uncharacterized. The transcript is spliced from 13 exons. The coding region runs from base 1 to 2523 and encodes 840 amino acids. Lineage: Eukaryota; Fungi; Chytridiomycota; Chytridiomycetes; Synchytriales; Synchytriaceae. The record is from RefSeq and is a predicted model, not a curated record.
AUGGAUUCAACGACUACACAGUAUAUCAGGCCUCUUCGUAUGGUUAAAGAUGACGAAAGUAACUGGAAAACAAAUCAAACGAUUUAUUUGUUUCCAGCUGGUGGUGGCAAUGAGUUCUGUGUCAUUCAAUUCAGUGGUACCGCGCGCAUGGAAUCUGACUUCAGCUCUGAUAUAUUGGCUGUCAGCAACUCGAUCAAUAAUAUGGGCCUCAUGAAUGGCGGAACGAACGUUCAUGCAGCUCUGCAACUUGUGCUUGAAAAGAUUCAAAUGGGAGGUAGUAACGGUCGUACUCAAGUCUGGAUUGUCACUGAUGGUGAAUACAAUGGAGGGGAUCCUUUCAACCUUUCUCAAUCCUUGAGGCAAUCGGGUGUUCUUACUACUGUCUUGGGAAUUGGCAACAUUCAUCAAAAUGGCUUGGAUCUUGUUGCUUCGUUUGGUCGAGCCUUUAUGGCCAAGGACUUCAAUGCGGCCAUUGACCUCGUCAAAUCGGGCAGAACCCAAUUUGAGGAAGUUAACCUUCGUGCCAGUUUGCUCAAGGAAUCAAAUCGUAUUGCUGGUCGUAUUCCUUGUCAAGUGGAGAUCACGAAUCACACCAGGACAACUAUCCAGGCAGACACUAGGCUCAUCAUCGCGGAAGAUCGCAAAUACUUUGAAAAAAGGCAGCCUCGGAUAGGACAGACUAUUGAACGAGACGAGACUGUCACCGUCAAGUUCGAACUGGUACCAUUACCUCAGUUCCAAUGCAUGGAUUUUCGGAAUGCAUUACGUGCGUUUCCGGAUUCCGUUUCAAUGAGGCUCGUCGACGGAACCGCUUUGAACGCAAACCCUCGUGUUUGCGAAAAGGCAUUCUGCCUUCCACUCGAUGCAUUUGCUCAAGACUUAUUUGAUGCUUGUAUCCCAACUGUUACAAGUCCGCGAUACUAUAUUCCUCCAGUCAAGUCAUACAAUGUCAGCCUUAUGGGAAGACCUGGAAUCGGCAAGAGCUCAUUCCCAGCUACCUUACAAACAGCCCUAUCGAUAUACCCCCAGCCCGAUAUUCUCAACACUGGGCGUGGGUCUCGAUCUACUCAUCAUUUCACUCAGCUGCCACCUGAUCCUAACAGCCCGCUAUCCAAGAUCUUGGCUGUGUUCUUUGAUACACCAGGAUAUGAAGGAAACGCUGAUGCAACCUCCUCAGACUACAAGGGUGUUUAUCUGCCUCUCUUGCUUGCUGGUUUGGUGCCCAAUAAUACUGAACUCGUUCGGGCGGGCCUUAUUAAUGGAAUGUUCCGUUUGGAAAACAUUGAAUUUGAUCAACGCUUGCCUCUUGAGGAAUCUUGGACACGAACAAUCCAUGUUGGAGUUCUUUUCAUUCAUGCUAGUAGUGUUGGAUCAGACAGUCUAGAGUAUGAGCGCAAUCUUGCCAUCGAAUGGACAGUAAAGCACAACCGUGUCUUGCUUGUAGCCAUCACGAACAUUGACCAACGCUCGGACGAAGAAGUCAAGGGUCUUCCAGCAAUCGUUUCCACUGACAUUGGUAUUGACGAGCAAUACAUCUUCCCAAUCAAAAACUAUUGUGCUCUUCGAGGCAAUAUUGAAAAGAACUUUGAUAUGGACAAGAUGGCCUUCCAAUUGUGCCAUGCUAUAUUGACUGGUGGAGCUACCUUCUUGAAGCGAUGGCCAGAUACUAUCGAUCGAAUUGUUAAAGCUCAUGAGGAAACCUUAAACCACUUGCAACUCCUUCCUCGCCCAGCUCCGCCUCAACCUCAAGCACCACAAACUCCGUCCAGAGCACCUGAAGCUCCACAGCACUCGUACCCUACUCCAACACCAACUCGUAGAUCAACUCCUACUCCUCCUAUGCCAUCACAACAAUCAGCAGCAUCCGAGAGAGCUGCUUCACCUACUCCAUCUUGGACUCCCGAAGGUCUACCGGCAUAUAAUGAAGAGCUAGCUCAACCUGGAUCCUCAAGCUCAAAGAAUGUACAGGUUACCGCUGCGACUCCUCCAGCAAAUGAACCACCUGCAGCACCUGCACCAGCACCAGCAGUAUUGCAGCCUCCAGCUACUAGUCAGGUUUCUUCAUCUGCUGCACCGUUACAACAGCAGCAGCCAAUGGUUAGUCUCCGCUCUCGUGUAAUCACUGCAGUCCGAAAGAACUUCAAGACGGCAGCGACCUUGCCUAAUGAGUCUCGACUCACAAAGCAUGAUCGUGAUCGUGUUGAGGAAUGGAUUGAUGAUUAUCCAGAUUGUCAAGAAUCAAAGACCAUCACAGCAAAGUAUCUAAACUACUUUGAUCAUAAUGGUGUACCUCAUGAUGAAGAUGACUUCUUGGAUGCACAAUCUGGCUUUGGGUUAGCUGUGAAUCGAUACCUUGCUAAGUUGGACCGAGCAACUCGUCAAUUGCCCGUGGUACCUUCAGUAGCUCCUUCAGAAACGCUUUCAAUGGUCGAUUGUAAUGAAGUCAAUGAAAAUGAAAGUUACACUGACACAGAUAGUAUCCUUGAUGAGCUCGAGUAUGAGAGAGUUGAUCAAGCCUCAUAA